UUUUUUUUAAAGCUUAGAAUUUUUUUAAUGAAAUCAAACAGGUUUAUAAUUUCAAGUUUAUUUUUGUUUGGUUUUUGUUUAUUUCUCAGCUUUUCAUUUUUGUCAAUUUUUACUGGAGCUUCAACAUAUUCAUGCAAAUCGCCUACUGGAGCUGAUGUUGACUGGUUCGUAGCUUACAAAUUACCCAAUUCAAUUUCUAAUGGAACAUCCUUUCUCUAUGCGGAUUCAAAAAAUGGAGAAGAUUGGACUUUAUCCAAAGCUAAUAUUGAAGAUGAAACUUCAGCUAUUGGUAGAACAAUACUUCAAAUAUUUGAGGCUAAAAAGGCGAAGACUGAUUUAAUUGCUUUGUAUAAUGAUGAAAAUCCAAAUGAUGGAAAAACUGAUUCUGGACGAGCACAUAUGAAGGUUUAUAUAAAUUAUUAAAACGGUUAGAUUUUGCGGAACAAACAUCUCUCCUGGGAGCGUUUUUCCUGGAGGAACAUCUUUCAAUCACAAACAUCUUUCCUGG
Molecule: messenger RNA, 508 nt
Organism: Meloidogyne enterolobii
Lineage: Eukaryota; Metazoa; Nematoda; Chromadorea; Rhabditida; Meloidogynidae
Source: the annotation of a GenBank genome assembly